Sodiomyces alkalinus F11 is the source of this 1875-nucleotide messenger RNA. RefSeq lists its product as hypothetical. Lineage: Eukaryota; Fungi; Ascomycota; Sordariomycetes; Glomerellales; Plectosphaerellaceae. The record is from RefSeq and is a predicted model, not a curated record. The transcript is spliced from 9 exons. The coding region runs from base 1 to 1875 and encodes 624 amino acids.
AUGACUUGCUUGGUGGGUGGUGACGGGCGUGGCAACAAAAAGUUCGCGGGAGGGAGGUCAACUGAGGCGGAUCCGAAUGUGGUCCACUUACUGGUCGGUUCCCGGACCCAGCGCACCUCCGCGUCCAACUUUCGUUUUUAUAACGAAGCAUCCUCCGGCCAGAUGCAAUCAACCCCGAGGCGUCCACGCUCGUCGUCUUCAGACAGAGCCUGGGAUGGCCAUGAGGAAUCCAAUAAUGGCACCGCAUCUUCACUGAUAAGGACCAGGAGCAGACAACAGCGCGAUCUUCCACCGACCCUCUUCCUCCAUCCGUCUCCCGCUGCAUCCCAUGCAUCGAUCCCGGGAAUCACGCCGAUGGGCGGGUCGUCGGGUCCCAUGCCGCCGUUAUCGCAGCCACCGGCAGGUCAUCAGCGUGAUGGUUCCCUCACGGUCACGAUGCCCUCCGCCUCCCGUGCGGUGGGCAACCUGAGCACGCACGAGAGCGCGCGUAGCGCCGAUCGGACAGACGCGCUCUGGGCCGAGAUGCAAGCCACGUUAGAGGAGGUGGAGCUGUCCGCAUCAGGCGGCACGCACGUGUUCGGGCCCGAACACGACCGCAAGCUGGCCGAUCUCCGCAAAGCACAGAUUGCACUCGCCCAGGCGUGGGCGCGGAGCGAAGCCGACGACGCCAUCGGACCGGGCCACCGCGACAACAGCGCUGCUGCCGGCUCGGCUCCCGGCGGGGUGGGUGACGAAGUACGUAAUAUGAGAAGCGCAGCGCUGGGUGAGACGGCCACUACGCGGAAGAGCGGGGAAGGGACAGAUGCGGCGAAAAGCACGGCUGGGACGGGGAGCGCACUUCCCGGGAGCAGUGGGAUGGCAGAGGGCCUUGAUGCCAGGUUUGAGGAGGGAACCGAGGCGGACAUUCUUCUCGCCCGGCGGCGACGGGAGGCAAACGAUCGAUACUUCCAGCAAGUCAAAGGCGGGGUGUUGGAUGUAGUGGCACGGCUGGAGGACGUGGCAGUUGCAAUGCGGGCACUCGAACAGGAAACCAAAGAUAUUUGGGGGGAGGACGGCAGUCUUCCGGGAAGCGCGAAGACUUGGUGCUUUUGGCAGGCAUUUUCGCAUCAAUAUCUGAGCACAACUUAUCACGGCGUCGGAGGAGUUGGUCUAUCACUCAUGGUCUUCUUGAAACUUGGAGUCUUUGCCCGCACAUUUUCCUUCAGUUUGUCCCCCCGACUCGUUAUCCUGUCUAACAGUCCGAUACCCCUUCGGAAGACCAACAAGAAACUGCGUGCCAAUGAUGUCACGCUGUACACUGUACUUCGUAAAGUGGAAGGAGAGGGCGUCAACGAGUGUCUUACUGGCACCGCCUUCCCAACAGGGCAGGUCAAGUAUGAUAUGAAGUACCACCUCUCGUCAGGUUCUCCGGCAUUCCACCUCUUCCGCCAACAUCUCGCAUUCCGAAUUCCCGACUUCCCUACGAUAUCGCUUGAUCUACCCAUCGACACCUUUGUAUCUCGACAUACCCCAACCCAACCCCUCCCCUUCCUCCAAACCAAAGUACCUAGCCACAGUACCCAUCACAUCACAGUCGCCAUGAAGCCCUCCACAUUCCUCGUCGCCGCCCUCAGCCUCGUUCCUGGCGCGCUCGCCGUGGAUAAGAUGAAGAACGUUAUCGUCUGGGCGCAGGACGAAUCCAUCACCGACAGCAUGCUCGAGAAAGCCAAGAACGCCAUCAUCGAAGCUGGUGGUAAAGUCACCCACGUCUAUACCCUUAUUCGGGGCUUCGAUGCCGUCGCACCCGCCAAGGCGCUGGAAGUCGUCCAGGCCUUCGACGCCGGAAUCAAGAUUGAGGAGGACCAAACGGUUACUAUCUACGAAGACGAGAACUAA